UUUCCUGCCAUUAAGUAUAUAACGUGUCAGUGACUUGUACGCUGACACCAGAAAACUUCCUGGAGGAGUAGUAUUCAGCUUCAUCAUGACUGGACACCUUCUGUUUAUUGUCCUCAUCUAUUCUUUUCAUCAGAUUGAAGCUCUGCCUCCUCCUAAACUGACAGUGACUAGUUCAGUGAUCACAGAGAUAGACUCAGUCACACUGAGGUGUGAGCCUCCAUCGUCUGUUCCUGUGUCUCAGUGUCAUUUCUACGCUUCAAUUGCAUCUAAAGGACUUAUUAAAGACUUCCCCUGUGUGAAGACACUGACAGGAAUUGAGCUUCUGGACAUAGUAAACAGCCUACCACUUGCUGUGGUUAAAGUCAGCUGUUUUUAUGAAGUCCAAACUAAAAGGUCUGAAUACAGUGACUUCUCCACCAUCACCAUACAGACUUCUCCUCCGCCCAAACUCACUGUCAAUCCACCAGUGAUCACAGAGACAGACUCAGUCACACUGAGGUGUGAGCCUCCAUCGUCUGUUUCUGUGUCUCAGUGUCAUUUCUACACUGUGAGUGGACGGACAGCCAGAGUCUUCCCAUGUCUGAAGACACUGACAGGAAGUGAGCUGCUGCAGAUGGCAAGUCUCACAUCACCUGCUGAAGUCAAAGUAAAAUGUUGUUACACUGUAAAGCGUGAAUCUCCAUACAGUGAUAUAUCCUACAUCACCGUACAAAGAACAAAUGGAGACAAAGAUAGAAUCACUGAUUUAACAACAUCCACCCCCAUUAAAAAGUCACCUGCAGGCAGAGAUGAAGCAGAUCCGACUGCUGCUAUGCCACAUAACACUGUUAGCUCCACCACCUCAGCUUCCCAGACAACAAUGAACACAGCAUCAGAUCCGACUGCUGCUAUGCCACAUAACACUGUGAGCUCCACCACCUCAGCUUCCCAGACAACAAUGAACACAGCAUCAGUAUUGGUAAAACUGGUGUUAUAA
This is a messenger RNA of Mugil cephalus (flathead mullet), 976 nucleotides long. RefSeq lists its product as uncharacterized. Bases 86 to 976 code for a protein of 296 amino acids. Lineage: Eukaryota; Metazoa; Chordata; Actinopteri; Mugiliformes; Mugilidae. The transcript is spliced from 8 exons. The record is from RefSeq and is a predicted model, not a curated record.